GCACUCGCUGGCGGGAGCCGGGGCCGAGCGCGCCGGCCACUGGGGCCUCCUCCCUGCGUCUUCAGGCCGGCCGCCCUCCUCCCGCACCGUGCGGCGCAGGGAGGCCCCGCGCCUCGGCCGCCCCCGCUCGCCCGCCUCCGCCGCGCUGCAGGGGGACCGCCGGGCUCACGGCACCAGCAGCGCGGCCCCGGGGCGCCUCCGGCUCCUGGCUGUGGCCGCCGCAGGGGCAGCGACCUGAGCAGCCGCCGCCGGAGCCCCUAGAGCAUCCCGGGUAGCAGUGACUAGAGCGCCCAGAGAAGCCGCAGAAGCAGUAGCAGCAGCGUGAGUGGCCGCUGUCGCCGGGCUCCGCAGGGCUCCCUAGCCGGCCCGGCCAGGAGCGCGGAGCCAUGGCUGAUGCGGGUGAAGGCGAGGACGAGAUCCAGUUCUUGAGAACUGACGAUGAGGUAGUUCUGCAGUGCACAGCGACCAUCCACAAAGAGCAGCAGAAACUAUGUUUGGCAGCAGAAGGAUUUGGCAACAGACUUUGUUUUUUGGAGUCUACAUCCAAUUCCAAGAAUGUCCCCCCGGACCUGUCCAUCUGUACCUUUGUGCUGGAGCAGUCCCUGUCGGUACGUGCUCUGCAGGAGAUGCUGGCCAACACGAUGGAGAAGUCAGAAGGGCAGGUUGAUGUGGAAAAAUGGAAGUUCAUGAUGAAGACUGCUCAAGGUGGAGGCCACCGGACACUCCUCUAUGGACAUGCCAUAUUGCUACGCCAUUCCUACAGUGGUAUGUAUCUGUGCUGUCUCUCCACCUCCCGGUCUUCCACUGACAAACUGGCCUUUGAUGUUGGUCUUCAAGAAGACACCACAGGGGAGGCUUGCUGGUGGACCAUACAUCCUGCCUCUAAGCAGAGAUCAGAAGGAGAAAAGGUGCGGGUUGGAGAUGACCUCAUCUUGGUCAGUGUGUCUUCUGAAAGGUACUUGCACUUGUCAUACGGCAACAGCAGCUGGCAUGUGGAUGCUGCCUUCCAGCAGACCCUCUGGAGCGUGGCCCCUAUCAGCUCAGGAAGUGAAGCAGCCCAAGGGUAUCUUAUCGGUGGUGAUGUUCUCCGGCUACUACAUGGACACAUGGAUGAGUGUCUCACUGUCCCUUCAGGAGAACAUGGCGAAGAACAGCGGAGAACAGUUCAUUACGAAGGUGGUGCUGUAUCGGUUCAUGCACGUUCCCUCUGGAGACUAGAGACCCUAAGAGUCGCGUGGAGUGGAAGUCACAUAAGAUGGGGCCAACCAUUCCGACUCCGGCACGUCACAACAGGAAAAUACUUAAGCCUUAUGGAAGACAAGAACCUUCUCCUCAUGGACAAAGAAAAAGCUGAUGUCAAAUCAACGGCCUUUGCCUUCCGGUCUUCCAAGGAAAAAUUGGAUGUAGGGGUGAGAAAAGAAGUUGAUGGCAUGGGAACCUCAGAAAUCAAGUACGGAGACUCCAUUUGCUAUAUACAACAUGUGGAUACAGGCCUGUGGCUAACCUACCAGUCUGUGGAUGUGAAAUCAGCACGAAUGGGAACCAUACAGCGUAAGGCCAUUAUGCACCAUGAAGGCCACAUGGAUGAUGGCUUGAACAUAUCCAGAUCUCAGCAUGAAGAGUCCCGCACAGCCCGUGUUAUCCGGAGCACAGUGUUCCUCUUCAAUAGAUUCAUAAGGGGCCUGGAUGCACUCAGCAAGAAAGCAAAGGUGCCCACCGUUGACUUGCCCAUCGAGUCUGUGAGUCUGAGCUUGCAGGACCUCAUCGGCUACUUCCACCCCCCGGAUGAGCACUUGGAACAUGAGGACAAGCAGAACAGGCUGCGAGCCCUGAAGAACAGGCAGAAUCUCUUCCAGGAAGAGGGAAUGAUCAACUUGGUUCUGGAGUGCAUUGACCGCCUGCAUGUCUACAGUAGUGCAGCCCACUUUGCAGAUGUCGCGGGCCGAGAAGCAGGGGAAUCUUGGAAAUCCAUUCUGAAUUCUCUGUAUGAGUUGCUGGCGGCUCUAAUUAGAGGAAAUCGUAAAAACUGUGCUCAAUUUUCUGGUUCCCUUGACUGGCUGAUCAGCAGACUGGAAAGACUGGAAGCGUCCUCUGGCAUUCUGGAGGUCCUCCACUGUGUGUUAGUGGAGAGCCCAGAAGCUCUGAAUAUCAUCAAAGAAGGACAUAUCAAAUCCAUCAUCUCACUUUUAGACAAGCAUGGAAGAAACCACAAGGUCCUGGACGUGUUGUGCUCUCUCUGUGUUUGCCAUGGGGUUGCUGUCCGUUCUAACCAGCAUCUCAUCUGCGACAAUCUUCUGCCAGGACGAGAUCUCUUACUACAGACCCGUCUUGUGAAUCAUGUCAGUAGCAUGAGGCCUAAUAUCUUCCUGGGUGUCAGCGAAGGGUCUGCACAGUAUAAGAAGUGGUACUACGAGCUCAUGGUGGACCAUACAGAACCCUUUGUGACAGCAGAGGCUACUCACCUGCGAGUGGGCUGGGCUUCCACUGAAGGCUAUUCCCCGUACCCUGGCGGGGGCGAAGAGUGGGGUGGCAAUGGCGUUGGUGAUGACCUCUUCUCCUAUGGGUUCGAUGGCCUUCACCUCUGGUCAGGUUGUAUAGCUCGAACUGUGAGCUCACCCAACCAGCACUUGUUGAGAACUGACGAUGUCAUCAGUUGCUGUUUAGAUCUAAGUGCCCCAAGCAUCUCAUUCCGCAUUAACGGACAACCUGUUCAAGGAAUGUUUGAGAACUUCAACAUCGAUGGCCUAUUCUUUCCAGUUGUCAGUUUCUCUGCAGGAAUAAAGGUUCGCUUUUUGCUUGGGGGGAGACAUGGAGAAUUCAAGUUUCUUCCUCCACCUGGCUAUGCAGCUUGCUAUGAGGCUGUUUUGCCGAAAGAGAAAUUGAAAGUAGAACACAGUCGAGAAUAUAAGCAGGAGAGGACAUACACACGAGAUUUGCUGGGGCCCACGGUGUCCCUGACCCAAGCCGCCUUCACACCCGUUCCUGUGGACACCAGCCAGAUUGUGUUGCCUCCUCACCUGGAAAGGAUAAGAGAAAAACUGGCAGAGAAUAUCCACGAGCUCUGGGUUAUGAAUAAAAUUGAGCUUGGCUGGCAGUAUGGUCCGGUUAGAGAUGACAACAAGAGACAGCACCCAUGUCUGGUGGAGUUCUGCAAACUGCCGGAACAGGAACGCAACUACAACCUGCAGAUGUCGCUUGAAACUCUCAAGACUUUGCUGGCAUUAGGAUGUCACGUGGGUAUAGCAGAUGAACACGCUGAGGAGAAAGUGAAGAAAAUGAAGCUUCCCAAGAAUUACCAGCUGACCAGUGGAUACAAACCUGCUCCAAUGGAUCUGAGCUUUAUAAAACUCACCCCCUCUCAGGAAGCAAUGGUGGACAAGUUGGCCGAAAAUGCUCACAACGUGUGGGCCCGGGACCGAAUCCGGCAGGGCUGGACUUACGGCAUCCAGCAGGACGUGAAGAACAGAAGAAACCCUCGCCUCGUUCCCUACACUCUUCUGGAUGACAGAACCAAGAAGUCAAACAAAGACAGUCUCCGAGAGGCGGUUCGCACGCUGCUGGGCUAUGGCUACCACCUGGAAGCUCCUGAUCAGGACCACGCCGCGAGAGCCGAGGUGUGUAGCGGCACUGGGGAGAGGUUUCGUAUCUUCAGGGCAGAGAAGACCUAUGCGGUGAAGGCUGGUCGCUGGUACUUUGAAUUUGAGGCGGUCACUGCUGGAGACAUGCGUGUGGGCUGGAGCAGGCCAGGCUGCCAGCCGGAUCUAGAGCUGGGUUCUGAUGAACGUGCCUUUGCUUUUGAUGGUUUUAAGGCCCAGCGCUGGCACCAGGGCAAUGAACAUUAUGGACGCUCUUGGCAAGCAGGUGAUGUCGUGGGCUGCAUGGUUGACAUGAACGAACAUACCAUGAUGUUCACUCUGAAUGGUGAGAUCCUGCUGGAUGACUCAGGCUCCGAGCUGGCUUUCAAGGACUUCGAUGUUGGUGAUGGCUUCAUCCCUGUCUGUAGCCUAGGGGUGGCACAAGUAGGCAGGAUGAACUUUGGAAAGGACGUCAGCACUUUGAAAUAUUUCACCAUCUGUGGCUUACAAGAAGGCUAUGAACCAUUUGCUGUUAACACAAAUAGAGACAUCACCAUGUGGCUGAGCAAGCGGCUUCCUCAGUUCCUCCAAGUCCCAUCAAACCAUGAACACAUCGAGGUAACAAGAAUAGAUGGCACCAUUGACAGUUCUCCAUGUCUGAAGGUCACUCAGAAGUCCUUUGGUUCUCAGAACAGCAACACUGACAUCAUGUUUUACCGCCUGAGCAUGCCCAUUGAGUGUGCGGAAGUCUUCUCGAAGACAGUGGCAGGAGGGCUCCCUGGUGCAGGCCUCUAUGGGCCCAAGAAUGAUCUAGAGGAUUAUGAUGUGGACUCUGAUUUUGAGGUUCUGAUGAAGACAGCUCAUGGUCAUCUGGUACCUGAUCGCAUUGAUAAGGACAAAGAAACCCCGAAGCCAGAGUUCAAUAACCACAAAGAUUAUGCUCAGGAAAAGCCUUCACGCCUAAAGCAAAGAUUCUUACUUAGAAGGACAAAGCCAGAUUACAGCACAAGCCAUUCUGCAAGACUCACUGAAGAUGUCCUUGCUGAUGACCGGGAUGACUAUGAGUACCUGAUGCAGACAUCCACGUACUAUUACUCAGUGAGGAUCUUUCCUGGACAAGAACCUGCUAAUGUCUGGGUGGGCUGGAUUACAUCUGACUUCCACCAGUACGACACAGGCUUUGAUUUGGACAGAGUGCGCACGGUGACUGUCACUCUAGGGGAUGAAAAAGGAAAAGUACACGAGAGCAUCAAACGCAGCAACUGCUAUAUGGUGUGUGCGGGAGAGAGCAUGAGUCCUGGACAAGGGCGAAACAACAGCAAUGGUCUGGAGAUUGGCUGUGUGGUGGAUGCUGCCAGUGGGCUGCUCACAUUCAUUGCCAAUGGCAAGGAGCUAAGUACUUACUAUCAGGUGGAGCCAAGUACAAAAUUAUUUCCUGCAGUUUUUGCACAAGCUACAAGUCCCAAUGUUUUCCAGUUUGAGUUGGGCAGAAUAAAGAAUGUGAUGCCUCUCUCAGCGGGAUUGUUUAAAAGUGAGCACAAAAACCCAGUGCCCCAGUGUCCUCCACGACUGCAUGUGCAGUUCCUGUCACAUGUCCUGUGGAGCCGGAUGCCCAACCAGUUCUUGAAGGUGGAUGUCUCUCGAAUCAGUGAACGCCAAGGCUGGCUGGUGCAGUGUCUUGAUCCUCUACAGUUCAUGUCCCUCCACAUCCCUGAGGAGAACAGAUCUGUUGAUAUCUUAGAGCUGACAGAGCAGGACGAGUUGCUGCAGUUUCACUAUCACACCCUCCGCCUCUACUCUGCUGUCUGUGCCCUUGGGAAUCACCGGGUGGCCCAUGCACUGUGCAGUCACGUGGACGAACCUCAGCUGCUCUAUGCCAUUGAGAACAAGUACAUGCCUGGCUUGCUGCGCGCUGGCUAUUAUGACCUGCUGAUUGACAUACACCUCAGCUCCUAUGCCACUGCCAGGCUCAUGAUGAACAAUGAGUUCAUUGUCCCUAUGACAGAGGAGACAAAGAGCAUCACCCUCUUCCCCAAUGAGAACAAGAAACAUGGUCUCCCAGGCAUUGGCCUCAGUACCUCCCUCCGGCCUCGGAUGCAGUUUUCCUCCCCUAGUUUUGUGAGCAUUAGCAGUGAAUGUUAUCAAUAUAGUCCCGAGUUUCCGUUGGAUAUCCUCAAGGCCAAGACCAUCCAGAUGCUCACAGAAGCAGUGAAGGAGGGCAGCCUCCAUGCACGGGACCCUGUAGGUGGGACCACAGAGUUCCUCUUUGUACCUCUCAUCAAACUCUUCUACACCCUGCUCAUCAUGGGUGUCUUUCACAACGAGGAUUUGAAACACAUCCUGCAGUUGAUUGAGCCCAGUGUGUUUAAGGAAGCUGCCACUCCAGAGGAGGAAGGAGGAGCCCCAGAGAAGGAGAUCAGUGCAGAAGACUCUAAGCUGGAAGGAAUAUGUGAAGAAGAAGCCAAAGGGGCCAAAAGGCCCAAGGAAGGCCUGCUCCAGAUGAAACUCCCAGAGCCAGUUAAACUACAGAUGUGCCUCUUGCUUCAGUACCUCUGUGACUGCCAGGUUCGGCACCGGAUAGAAGCCAUUGUAGCCUUUUCAGAUGACUUUGUAGCUAAGCUCCAAGACAAUCAACGGUUCAGAUAUAAUGAAGUUAUGCAAGCCUUAAACAUGUCUGCCGCACUCACUGCCCGGAAAACGAAGGAGUUCCGGUCACCACCACAAGAGCAGAUUAACAUGCUUCUCAAUUUUAAGGAUGACAAAAGUGAAUGUCCCUGUCCUGAGGAAAUUCGAGACCAACUCCUGGACUUCCAUGAGGACCUGAUGACUCACUGUGGAAUUGAGCUGGAUGAAGAUGGAUCCCUGGAUGGAAGCAAUGACUUGACAAUCAGAGGACGUUUGAUGUCCCUGGUAGAAAAGGUGACCUACCUCAAGAAGAAACAAGCUGAAAAACCAGUUGCAAGUGACUCCAGAAAGUCCUCCAGUCUCCAGCAAUUGAUUUCUGAGACUAUGGUGCGGUGGGCUCAAGAAUCUGUCAUCGAGGACCCUGAGCUGGUGAGGGCCAUGUUUGUGUUGCUGCAUCGACAGUAUGAUGGCAUCGGGGGUCUCGUCCGGGCACUGCCAAAGACCUACACUAUCAAUGGUGUCUCUGUGGAGGAUACGAUCAACCUGCUUGCAUCGCUUGGUCAGAUCCGAUCCCUGCUGAGUGUGAGGAUGGGCAAAGAGGAAGAGAAGCUAAUGAUUCGUGGAUUGGGGGAUAUCAUGAAUAACAAAGUGUUUUACCAGCACCCCAAUCUCAUGAGGGCCCUUGGAAUGCAUGAAACAGUGAUGGAAGUCAUGGUGAAUGUCCUUGGAGGUGGAGAGUCCAAGGAAAUCACCUUCCCCAAGAUGGUAGCCAACUGUUGCCGUUUUCUCUGUUACUUCUGUCGUAUAAGCAGGCAGAAUCAGAAAGCCAUGUUUGACCAUCUCAGUUAUUUACUAGAAAACAGCAGUGUUGGUCUUGCUUCACCAGCCAUGAGAGGUUCAACCCCCCUGGAUGUGGCCGCAGCUUCAGUCAUGGACAACAAUGAACUUGCCCUCGCUCUGCGGGAGCCGGAUCUGGAGAAGGUAGUUCGCUAUCUGGCUGGCUGUGGGCUGCAGAGCUGUCAGAUGCUGGUGUCUAAGGGUUACCCAGACAUUGGGUGGAAUCCAGUUGAAGGAGAGAGAUACCUCGACUUUCUCAGAUUUGCUGUUUUCUGUAACGGGGAGAGUGUGGAAGAGAAUGCAAACGUUGUGGUGAGGUUGCUCAUCCGGAGGCCCGAGUGCUUUGGUCCUGCCUUGAGAGGGGAAGGUGGCAAUGGCCUCCUUGCAGCCAUGGAAGAAGCCAUAAAAAUAGCUGAGGAUCCUUCUAGAGAUGGCCCCUCCCCAACCAGCGGAUCCAGCAAAAACCUUGAUACAGAAGAGGAGGAAGAUGAUGCCAUCCACAUGGGGAAUGCGAUCAUGACCUUCUAUGCAGCUUUGAUUGACUUGCUUGGUCGCUGCGCUCCUGAAAUGCACUUGAUUCAUGCUGGAAAGGGAGAAGCCAUCCGAAUCAGGUCUAUUUUGCGAUCCCUGAUUCCACUGGGAGACUUGGUGGGCGUAAUCAGCAUUGCAUUUCAAAUGCCAACAAUAGCCAAAGAUGGGAAGGUGGUGGAGCCUGACAUGUCCGCGGGGUUUUGCCCAGAUCACAAGGCAGCCAUGGUUUUGUUCCUUGACAGGGUCUAUGGAAUUGAGGUGCAAGAUUUCCUCCUCCAUCUCCUUGAGGUUGGCUUUCUGCCUGAUCUCCGAGCUGCUGCCUCUCUAGACACGGCUGCACUAAGUGCUACAGAUAUGGCCUUAGCCCUCAAUCGAUACCUUUGCACAGCUGUCCUGCCUUUGUUAACAAGAUGUGCUCCCCUGUUUGCUGGAACAGAGCACCAUGCUUCCCUCAUUGACUCUCUACUGCAUACUGUAUAUAGACUGUCUAAGGGAUGCUCCCUCACCAAAGCUCAGCGGGACUCCAUAGAAGUGUGCCUGCUCUCUAUAUGUGGCCAACUGCGACCUUCUAUGAUGCAACAUCUACUCAGAAGGCUGGUAUUUGAUGUUCCACUGUUGAAUGAGCAUGCAAAGAUGCCUCUUAAGCUUCUGACAAAUCAUUAUGAAAGAUGCUGGAAAUAUUACUGCCUGCCUGGAGGAUGGGGCAACUUUGGUGCUGCCUCAGAAGAAGAACUUCAUUUAUCAAGAAAGUUAUUUUGGGGCAUUUUUGAUGCUUUGUCUCAAAAGAAAUAUGAACAAGAACUUUUCAAACUGGCCCUGCCUUGCCUGAGUGCAGUUGCGGGAGCUUUACCUCCAGACUACAUGGAGUCAAACUAUGUCAGUAUGAUGGAAAAACAGUCAUCCAUGGAUUCUGAAGGGAACUUUAACCCACAACCUGUUGAUACCUCAAACAUUACAAUUCCUGAGAAGUUGGAAUACUUCAUUAACAAAUAUGCAGAACAUUCCCAUGAUAAAUGGUCCAUGGACAAGUUGGCGAAUGGAUGGAUUUAUGGGGAAAUAUAUUCAGACUCUUCUAAGGUCCAGCCACUAAUGAAGCCAUAUAAACUAUUGUCUGAAAAGGAAAAGGAAAUUUAUCGCUGGCCUAUCAAGGAAUCUUUAAAAACGAUGCUGGCUUGGGGUUGGAGAAUUGAGAGAACACGGGAGGGAGACAGUAUGGCUCUUUAUAACCGGACUCGACGCAUUUCUCAGACAAGCCAAGUGUCUAUAGAUGCUGCACAUGGUUAUAGCCCUCGUGCUAUUGACAUGAGCAACGUUACACUGUCUCGAGACCUGCAUGCUAUGGCGGAAAUGAUGGCUGAAAACUACCACAACAUAUGGGCCAAGAAAAAGAAAAUGGAGCUGGAAUCCAAAGGAGGAGGAAACCACCCCCUGCUGGUGCCCUAUGACACACUGACAGCCAAAGAGAAAGCCAAGGACAGAGAGAAGGCCCAGGAUAUCUUCAAGUUUCUACAGAUCAGUGGUUAUGCUGUAUCCAGAGGGUUCAAGGACCUGGAUCUGGACACACCUUCCAUUGAGAAGCGAUUUGCCUAUAGUUUCCUGCAGCAGCUGAUCCGCUAUGUGGACGAGGCUCAUCAGUACAUCCUGGAGUUCGAUGGCGGCAGCAGAAGCAAAGGAGAACAUUUUCCAUAUGAGCAAGAAAUCAAGUUCUUUGCCAAAGUUGUCCUUCCUUUAAUUGAUCAGUAUUUCAAAAACCACCGUCUGUACUUCUUGUCUGCUGCAAGCAGGCCUCUCUGCACUGGAGGACACGCAUCCAACAAAGAGAAGGAGAUGGUGACGAGCCUGUUCUGCAAACUUGGAGUUCUUGUCAGGCAUAGGAUUUCACUGUUUGGGAAUGAUGCUACUUCAAUUGUGAACUGUCUUCAUAUUCUGGGUCAGACGUUGGAUGCAAGGACUGUGAUGAAGACGGGCCUGGACAGUGUGAAAAGUGCUCUCAGGGCCUUUCUGGACAAUGCAGCAGAGGAUCUGGAAAAGACAAUGGAAAAUCUUAAGCAGGGCCAGUUUACUCACACCCGGAGCCAGCCCAAAGGGGUGACUCAGAUCAUCAACUAUACCACCGUGGCACUGUUGCCCAUGCUCUCAUCCCUGUUUGAACACAUUGGCCAGCAUCAGUUUGGAGAAGAUCUGAUAUUGGAGGAUGUUCAGGUGUCUUGUUACAGAAUUCUGACCAGCUUGUAUGCCUUGGGAACGAGCAAGAGCAUCUACGUGGAAAGGCAACGAUCUGCACUCGGAGAAUGCCUAGCUGCCUUUGCUGGUGCCUUCCCUAUAGCCUUUUUGGAGACCCACCUGGACAAACAUAACAUUUACUCCAUCUACAACACCAGAUCUUCACGGGAGAGAGCAGCUCUCAGUUUACCAGCAAAUGUGGAGGAUGUCUGCCCAAAUAUACCAUCCCUGGAGAAGCUCAUGGCUGAGAUUAUAGAGCUGGCAGAGUCAGGUAUCCGUUACACUCAGAUGCCACACAUGAUGGAGGUUGUACUGCCCAUGCUGUGCAGCUAUAUGUCACGAUGGUGGGAACACGGUCCUGAGAACCACCCAGAGAGAGCUGAGAUGUGCUGCACAGCUCUCAACUCAGAGCACAUGAACACACUGCUGGGUAACAUUCUCAAAAUCAUCUACAACAACCUAGGGAUUGACGAAGGAGCCUGGAUGAAACGCUUAGCAGUGUUUUCACAGCCUAUCAUCAACAAGGUGAAGCCUCAGCUCUUGAAAACUCAUUUCUUGCCCUUGAUGGAAAAGCUAAAGAAAAAGGCUGCCAUGGUAGUGUCUGAGGAAGACCACCUGAAAGCCGAGGCCAGAGGGGACAUGUCCGAGGCUGAGUUGCUAAUUUUAGAUGAGUUCACCACACUGGCAAGGGAUCUCUAUGCCUUCUACCCUCUCUUGAUCCGAUUUGUGGACUAUAACAGGGCAAAGUGGCUGAAGGAGCCCAACCCAGAGGCAGAGGAGCUGUUUCGCAUGGUGGCUGAAGUCUUCAUCUUCUGGUCCAAAUCCCAUAACUUCAAAAGAGAAGAACAGAACUUUGUGGUGCAGAAUGAAAUCAACAACAUGUCCUUCCUCAUCACUGACACCAAAUCCAAGAUGUCCAAGGCAGCCGUUUCUGACCAAGAGAGAAAGAAAAUGAAGCGCAAAGGGGACCGGUAUUCCAUGCAGACAUCUCUGAUCGUGGCAGCUCUGAAGCGACUGCUGCCCAUUGGGCUGAACAUCUGUGCCCCAGGAGACCAGGAGCUCAUUGCUCUGGCCAAAAAUCGAUUUAGCUUGAAAGACACCGAGGAGGAAGUACGAGAUAUAAUCCGCAGUAAUAUACACUUACAAGGCAAGUUGGAAGAUCCUGCAAUCAGGUGGCAAAUGGCUCUCUAUAAAGAUUUGCCAAACAGGACAGAAGACACCUCAGACCCAGAGAGGACAGUGGAGCGUGUCCUGGAUAUAGCAAAUGUACUUUUCCAUCUUGAGCAGGUGGAACAUCCUCAGAGAUCAAAGAAGGCUGUGUGGCACAAACUACUCUCUAAGCAGAGAAAAAGAGCUGUUGUUGCCUGCUUCCGGAUGGCCCCCUUAUAUAAUCUGCCAAGGCAUCGGGCUGUCAAUCUUUUUCUUCAGGGAUAUGAAAAGUCUUGGAUUGAAACGGAGGAGCAUUACUUUGAGGAUAAAUUGAUUGAAGAUUUAGCAAAACCAGGUGCUGAACCUCCAGAAGAAGAUGAAGCCAUGAAAAGAGUUGAUCCUCUCCAUCAGCUCAUUCUUCUAUUCAGCCGCACGGCCUUAACAGAGAAAUGCAAACUGGAGGAAGAUUUUCUAUAUAUGGCAUAUGCGGAUAUUAUGGCAAAGAGUUGUCACGAUGAGGAAGAUGAUGACGGUGAAGAAGAAGUGAAGAGCUUUGAAGUCACAGGAUCCCAACGCAGCAAGCACGAUAUUAUCAAAGAUUUAAGAAACAAAUUUGCCAGCCUCGGCGAGAACUCUCUGGAAAAAGAAAUGGAGAAGCAGAAACUUCUCUACCAGCAAGCCAGACUGCAUGACCGUGGGGCAGCAGAGAUGGUGCUUCAGACAAUCAGUGCCAGCAAAGGUGAAACUGGACCAAUGGUGGCUGCUACUUUGAAACUGGGCAUUGCUAUUUUAAAUGGUGGGAACUCCACAGUACAGCAGAAGAUGCUGGACUACCUGAAGGAGAAGAAGGAUGUAGGCUUCUUCCAGAGCUUGGCGGGCCUCAUGCAGUCUUGUAGUGUCCUCGACCUGAAUGCCUUUGAGAGGCAAAACAAAGCUGAAGGACUUGGGAUGGUGACUGAAGAAGGAUCAGCCUCUCACUUUGAAAGUCACAGACUACGGACUGGAGAGAAGGUACUGCAGGAUGACGAGUUUACCUGUGACCUCUUCCGAUUCCUGCAGCUGCUUUGUGAGGGACACAACUCAGAUUUUCAAAAUUACCUGAGAACUCAGACUGGCAACAAUACAACUGUCAAUAUCAUCAUCUCUACGGUGGACUACCUCCUCCGAGUGCAGGAGUCCAUUAGUGAUUUCUAUUGGUACUACUCUGGGAAAGACAUCAUAGAUGAACAGGGCCAACGCAACUUCUCCAAAGCCAUCCAAGUGGCGAAGCAGGUGUUCAACACUCUCACGGAGUACAUCCAGGGCCCUUGUACUGGAAACCAGCAGAGCUUGGCACACAGCAGGCUGUGGGAUGCUGUUGUGGGCUUCCUGCAUGUAUUCGCUCACAUGCAGAUGAAGUUGUCUCAGGAUUCCAGCCAAAUCGAGCUCUUGAAAGAACUAAUGGAUCUCCAGAAGGACAUGGUGGUCAUGCUGCUGUCCAUGCUAGAAGGUAACGUUGUGAACGGAACGAUAGGCAAACAGAUGGUGGACAUGCUUGUGGAGUCAUCUAACAAUGUGGAGAUGAUCCUCAAGUUCUUUGAUAUGUUUUUGAAACUAAAGGACUUGACGUCCUCUGACACAUUUAAGGAGUACGACCCUGAUGGCAAAGGGGUCAUUUCCAAGAGAGACUUCCACAAAGCCAUGGAGAGCCAUAAGCACUACACCCAGUCAGAGACUGAGUUUCUGCUGUCCUGUGCAGAGACGGAUGAAAAUGAGACACUGGACUAUGAAGAGUUUGUCAAAAGGUUUCAUGAACCUGCUAAGGACAUUGGCUUCAAUGUUGCUGUCCUGUUGACCAACCUCUCAGAGCACAUGCCCAAUGAUACGAGACUGCAGACCUUCUUGGAGUUAGCAGAGAGUGUCCUCAACUACUUCCAACCGUUCCUGGGUCGCAUUGAGAUCAUGGGCAGUGCCAAGCGUAUCGAGAGGGUCUAUUUUGAGAUCAGUGAGUCCAGCCGAACCCAGUGGGAGAAGCCACAGGUCAAGGAGUCCAAAAGGCAGUUUAUAUUUGAUGUGGUCAAUGAGGGUGGGGAGAAGGAGAAGAUGGAACUGUUUGUGAACUUCUGUGAGGACACCAUCUUUGAGAUGCAGCUGGCAGCUCAGAUCUCAGAGUCUGAUCUAAAUGAGAGGUCAGCAAAUAAAGAAGAGAGUGAGAAGGAGAGGCCUGAAGAGCAGGGCCCACGGAUGGGCUUCUUCUCCCUCCUCACCAUCCAGUCAGCCCUGUUGGCUCUUAGGUACAAUGUCCUAACCCUCGUUAGGAUGCUCAGCCUGAAGAGCCUAAAGAAGCAGAUGAAGAGAAUGAAAAAGAUGACAGUGAAGGACAUGGUCACAGCCUUCUUCUCGUCCUACUGGAGUGUGUUCGUGACCCUCUUACACUUCGUGGCCAGUGUCUGCAGGGGCUUUUUUCGCAUUGUUUCCAGCCUGCUGCUUGGGGGGAGCCUGGUGGAAGGCGCUAAGAAAAUCAAAGUGGCAGAGCUUUUAGCCAACAUGCCAGACCCCACUCAGGAUGAGGUGCGAGGAGAUGAAGAGGAGGGAGAGAGGAAGCCGUUAGAGUCAGCUCUGCCCUCUGAAGACCUGACGGACUUAAAGGAACUGACGGAGGAAAGUGACCUUCUUUCAGACAUAUUUGGCUUGGAUCUGAAGAGGGAAGGAGGGCAGUACAAACUAAUUCCUCACAAUCCAAAUGCCGGCCUCAGUGACCUUAUGACCAACCCCAUCCCUGUCCCUGAGGUACAAGAAAAGUUACAGGAGCAGAAGGCAAAAGAAGAGAAGGAAGAAAAAGAAGAAACCAAGUCUGAACCUGAGAAGGCUGAGGGGGAAGAUGGAGAAAAAGAAGAAAAAGCUAAAGAUGAUAAAGGCAAACAGAAGUUGAGGCAGCUUCACACACAUCGAUAUGGGGAACCUGAGGUGCCAGAGUCGGCAUUCUGGAAGAAAAUCAUAGCCUAUCAGCAGAAGCUGCUGAACUAUUUUGCUCGCAACUUUUACAACAUGAGGAUGCUGGCCUUGUUUGUUGCCUUCGCUAUCAAUUUCAUCCUGCUCUUCUACAAGGUCUCCACUUCUUCUGUGGUUGAAGGAAAGGAGCUGCCUGCCCGAAGUUCCAGCGACACUGCCAAAGUGACCACCAGCCUGGACAGUAACCCACACAGAAUCAUUGCAGUGCACUAUGUCCUUGAGGAGAGCAGUGGUUACAUGGAACCCACCCUGCGCAUCUUAGCCAUCUUGCACACUGUCAUCUCUUUCUUUUGCAUCAUUGGAUACUACUGCUUGAAAGUCCCGUUGGUUAUUUUUAAGCGAGAGAAGGAAGUGGCACGAAAAUUGGAGUUUGAUGGGCUUUACAUUACAGAGCAGCCAUCAGAAGACGAUAUUAAAGGCCAGUGGGACAGACUGGUGAUCAACACACAGUCAUUUCCCAAUAACUACUGGGAUAAAUUUGUUAAAAGAAAGGUAAUGGAUAAAUAUGGAGAGUUUUAUGGGCGAGACAGAAUCAGUGAGUUACUGGGCAUGGAUAAGGCUGCACUGGAUUUCAGCGAUGCGAGAGAGAAGAAGAAGCCCAAGAAAGACAGCUCCUUGUCCGCUGUAUUGAACUCUAUUGAUGUGAAGUACCAGAUGUGGAAACUCGGAGUUGUGUUCACAGACAAUUCCUUCCUGUACCUAGCCUGGUACAUGACCAUGUCCGUUCUUGGACACUAUAACAACUUUUUUUUUGCUGCUCACCUCCUUGACAUCGCAAUGGGAUUCAAGACUUUGAGAACCAUCCUGUCCUCAGUCACUCACAAUGGCAAACAGCUCGUGUUAACUGUGGGCUUAUUAGCUGUUGUUGUGUACCUGUACACUGUCGUGGCAUUCAAUUUCUUCCGAAAAUUCUAUAAUAAGAGCGAAGAUGGUGAUACACCAGACAUGAAAUGUGAUGACAUGUUGACGUGUUACAUGUUCCACAUGUAUGUGGGUGUCCGUGCUGGAGGGGGCAUUGGUGAUGAAAUUGAAGACCCAGCAGGAGAUGAGUAUGAGAUCUACCGCAUCAUCUUCGACAUCACGUUCUUCUUCUUUGUGAUUGUCAUCCUUUUGGCCAUCAUACAAGGUUUGAUCAUCGAUGCUUUUGGAGAACUCAGAGACCAACAGGAGCAAGUCAAGGAAGACAUGGAGACCAAGUGCUUCAUCUGUGGGAUAGGCAAUGACUACUUUGAUACAGUGCCGCAUGGCUUCGAAACACAUACUCUACAGGAGCACAACCUGGCCAACUACCUGUUUUUUCUGAUGUAUCUCAUAAACAAGGAUGAAACAGAACACACAGGACAGGAAUCUUAUGUCUGGAAGAUGUAUCAAGAGAGGUGCUGGGAGUUUUUCCCAGCAGGGGACUGUUUCCGGAAACAGUAUGAAGACCAGUUAAAUUAAUAUCAUACCUGAAUUGUCUCUGAAAACCAAAAGCAAUCUCUCUCCCUCUCUCUGUCUCUCUGUACCUCCCUCUCUCUCCUCUCUGAUCCCUUCGAACACCUGCUCAUAUUUUCCACUAGCCAGCAUCCUGUGCUGAGAGCACUGAUGCUCAGUCUCAAAGGACCUGACUGUUGUCCCCCAGCCUCAUGUGUUUUCAUUGAGAAAUCAAGACUGAAGAACAAUCCAAAUCCACAUUCAGACUAAACAGGAACCCUGGAAAGAAAUCCAUUGUGGACACUCCACCAUACCACCCAUGGACAGCUUCCCCUGAGGGUCAUGGAGUCUCCAGGAGCCGCCAGACCUGCGCAGCCAAGCAUGGCAGCCACACUCACCCGGGCUCUUUAUUUCGCCAUCCCAGAAGGAAGUGUCUGAGGGUCAUAGAGCACUGUAGCACUUAACGGGUUACCAUGGACACCAGUUGCAAAGGGAAAUAGUGCCUUACUAUAAGUGGGUUGAGCUAUGCAGAAGAUAAUGUGCAUGACAAACACCUUUAUUUUCUUUAUGUCAACCUUUUUUUUUUUUUUUUUUUUUUUUAGCUAGGUUGGUUUUGUGAUUUUGGUUUUAUAUUUUAUUGUUUUCCUUUAUUCUUUUCUUUGGUCAGGGAGGGUAAGAAAAGCUGUCUGCACCUUUUUCAAAAGAUGGGUGGUGUGUCUCAGGACAGAAGGAGGCUCUGCUCAUUCAGCUACGUCACAUUUACCCUCCCUACUUUGGUAAACACUCCGAUGCAACGUGGCAACUUAUGAAAUCUUUGUAUGAAAACAAAAAGACUGCAAAAAAUACAACUUUAAAAAGAAAUAAUUCAUUGCAUGUUUAUUAUGCAAGUUUAAAUGAGCAAAGAAAGCCUUUGGGGACAAGUUGAUCACCACAGGAGAACGUCUACGAUAAUUACAUCCAUAGUAACAAAUGUCCGGAGUCAGUGUCAUCCACCGACCGCUGAAGCUAUCACCGACGUGACAGGUGUCUUGGGUUUUCCCCUUUCUUUUGGCCACCUGUGAUCAGUCAUUAGUUAAGGACGCCUUGUCGGGCCAUCUUUUGAUAUCCAAGCUGAAGCAAUAUACAUUCAGAGAUUUCAUUGGUUGCGUCAUGAGACAUGGGUGGCCAUGUACAUCGAUUCAUUUUAUGUGUUUUUUUUCUCAUUUUGAGUCCUUUUAAAUGUAAUGCUAAACUUUACAAUUAAAAAGACAGGUUCAGAAUGGAAGCGAGGUCAUUCUGUGAACAUUGGAGAUCUUUUAUUACAAGUCUGCUUGUUAAUUUUAGAAUUGUAAAAUGGCUCUAAUUAAACUAUUUAACUAAC
Molecule: messenger RNA, 16704 nt
Organism: Peromyscus californicus insignis
Lineage: Eukaryota; Metazoa; Chordata; Mammalia; Rodentia; Cricetidae
Gene: Ryr2
Product: ryanodine receptor 2
Biological process (GO): calcium ion transmembrane transport; intracellular calcium ion homeostasis
Cellular component (GO): Z disc; sarcoplasmic reticulum membrane; calcium channel complex
Molecular function (GO): calcium ion binding; protein binding; ryanodine-sensitive calcium-release channel activity
Source: RefSeq, a predicted model, not a curated record